Messenger RNA from Drosophila busckii, 2043 nucleotides. Its product is annotated as zinc finger protein 570. Gene Ontology annotation, cellular component: nucleus. NCBI's taxonomy places the organism in Eukaryota, Metazoa, Arthropoda, Insecta, Diptera, Drosophilidae. The record is from RefSeq and is a predicted model, not a curated record. Gene Ontology annotation, molecular function: DNA-binding transcription factor activity, RNA polymerase II-specific; zinc ion binding; RNA polymerase II cis-regulatory region sequence-specific DNA binding. The transcript has 3 exons. Gene Ontology annotation, biological process: regulation of DNA-templated transcription. Bases 28 to 1923 code for a protein of 631 amino acids.
CCGUUUUCUGAACAUAUCAGAUAUAAGAUGGACGUGGAAAAGAUUUGUCGCACCUGUUUAGGGCUGGCAGGACCAUUUCUAUCCAUCUACGAAGGCGAAAACGGCAGCCGCGUAGUCGAUAUGUUGCGUGAGAUCUCCAGAAUGAGGCCGCGACUCGAAGAUAAGCUUCCACCUUUGGUGUGCCUCACAUGUAUAAGCGAAAUAAACCACUGUUAUAGCUUCAAGUUAAAAUGCGAAAACUCAAACCGCACACUGCGUCAAUUGGUACCCAAUGCGCUGCCCGAGGAAACUACUGAUGUCAAGCCCACGGUGAUGACAGGCGAAAUGGGGGUUCAAACUGAGAACUGCACAUCAAGUACAGCCACAGUUGCAGCACAGACAGAGUAUAUCUGCAGCAUCGAUGUGGAGCAAAAUACAGUCGAAGAUAAAGAGGUGCCGUUAGACGAAGAACACGCUGGGCCUGAGCAUGUGGUGGAGUUUGAUUAUGAAUUUUCUGAACAUGAAACGGAGGAGACACCAGCUGAAGCGAAUGCGGAAAAUAUUAUAUUACACAUAGAAAAGGACAACAUGGAGUUUGAGACCGAAAUGGUUUACAACAAAAAUACGGGUGAAGUGCAGACAGUGGACACAAACACAAAGCAAAAGGCAUACAACUUUCGCCUAUUCAGCAAUGGAAAUGGUGGUACAUUUUUGGCCCCAGAUGUUAAAACAGAUCUCACAUUGGCCCAACCAGUAACAACACGUAAAAGAGCUGCAAAACUACUACAACAACAGAUAAAGACUGAGCUCUUAACCCCGGAUAAGUCGUUGAUUGAGUCACCGUCAAAACGCAACACAAGACGUCGUAUUGCAGCACACUUGGAGGAGCAGAAGCCGCAGCCGUCGAUACAAUCAAAGCAGGGGGUGGCAAGUCCUAGAUCUAAUUUUGCCAAAGUGGAGAAGCUACAGACCAAUUACCAUUGCGAUCGUUGCAAUGCAGGCUUCGCGUUGAAAAAAUCACUCCUCAUACAUAUACGACAGAAUGGGUGCACCAAUCGCAACUUCAAGUGUAAUGAGUGUGAACGUGUGUUUGUAUCCAUGGAUCAUUUAACGGAGCAUCAGGCCACACAUACGGCGCAUAGUUGUCCGGCGUGCGGACUGCGCUGGGAGACAAAGGAGCAACUGGGCAAGCAUAUGGUGCAGGCACAUAAGCGUAACCUGCGCAAUCAAUGCAAUGUUUGCCAAAAGGUCUUCACCAUGUUGUCUACUUUGCGGGAUCACAUGCGUAUACACACGGGCGAAAAGCCAUUUGUAUGCAAUGUCUGCGGAAAGGGCUUUACCCAAAAUGCUAAUAUGCGUCAGCACAAGCUGCGACACUCGGACAUCAAGCGUUUUAAGUGUGAUCUAUGCAUAAAUUCGUUUGUCACCAAGGCGGAGCUGAGUUCGCAUGAGCGCACACACACCGGCGUCAAGCCCUUUGAGUGUGAUGUGUGUUCAGCCAGAUUCACCACCAGCUGUUCGUUGGCCAAGCACAAGCGCAAGCAUACAGGUGAACGUCCAUAUGGCUGUGAUCUGUGUCCUAUGCGCUUUACAGCGCUUAAUGUAUUGAAGAAUCAUCGACGCACGCACACGGGCGAACGGCCAUAUGUCUGUCCUUUUUGUUCCAGAAGCUUUACGCAGCGUGGUGAUUGUCAGGUGCAUCAGCGCACACAUGAGGGCGACAGGAUAUACAGUUGUCCAGUGUGCAGUCAAGAGUUCAAAGCCAUGAACGAGAUGCGAAUGCAUCUAACGCUCCACGAGCACGAUGACAAACGAUUGAUGCAAUUUACUCUGAAGAGUGACAAGGAAAAUGACGCCGUGGUUGAGGAGGAUGAAGAAGAGGAGGAGGAAGAUGAGGAGGAGCAAGCUGAAGAUAAUGAAUCCGAUACCGCAGACUUGCUAUAAGUAUGCCGAACAUACUCUAUUGGAUGUUAUAGCUGAUAUUCUAAAAAAAAAACGCCACAUAAAGCAAGAUUACAAAUUACCUUUUUUGUAGAAUUUGUCUUAGAUUUUAAUUUAGCUUAC